Molecule: messenger RNA, 4191 nt
Organism: Ceratotherium simum simum (southern white rhinoceros)
Lineage: Eukaryota; Metazoa; Chordata; Mammalia; Perissodactyla; Rhinocerotidae
Gene: NAB1
Product: NGFI-A binding protein 1
Biological process (GO): negative regulation of DNA-templated transcription
Cellular component (GO): nucleus
Molecular function (GO): transcription factor binding; transcription coregulator activity
Source: RefSeq, a predicted model, not a curated record
CGGGAGGAGCCGCCGUCGCCACCGCGGCCGAGCGAGCGCCGUCGGGGCUGGCGGGCAGGAAGGAGCGGCGAGCCCGAGCUGGUGGGGGGGAGCCGGGAGAGCGCGCCCACCACCUUCCCUUCCCCCCUCGAUGGGAGCGGGGGCGUCCCGGCCGCCGCAGCCGCCUGAGGAGGGAGAGCCGGGGGCCGUCGCUUCGGAGUCGGGGCUGAGCCGUCCUCGGGGGAGCGCGCGCCCAGCCCGCUGCAGCCGCUGGCCGAGUUAAGCCCAUCCACAGUAAUGGCCGCAGCCUUACCCAGGACCCUGGGGGAGUUGCAGCUGUAUAGAAUAUUACAAAAAGCCAAUCUACUUUCUUAUUUUGAUGCCUUUAUCCAACAAGGUGGCGAUGAUGUACAGCAGCUCUGUGAAGCUGGAGAAGAGGAAUUCUUGGAAAUCAUGGCACUCGUAGGCAUGGCCAGCAAGCCCCUUCAUGUUAGAAGGCUCCAGAAGGCUUUGAGAGACUGGGUUACAAACCCUGGCCUUUUCAAUCAGCCGCUGACUUCCCUGCCUGUCAGUAGCAUACCCAUCUAUAAAUUACCGGAGGGAUCGCCCACGUGGCUGGGAAUAACCUGCAGCAGUUAUGAAAGGAAUAGCAGUGCCCGGGAACCUCAUUUGAAACUCCCCAAGUGUGCUGCCACCACCUGUGUGCAGAGCUUGGGACAGGGGAAGUCGGAUGUGGGGAGCUUAGCGCUGCAGGGCGUCGGUGAGUCCAGACUCUGGCAGAGCCACCAUGCCACCGAGAGCGAGCACAGCCUCUCCCCAGCCGACCUGGGCUCCCCCGCCUCCCCGAAGGAGAGCAGCGAGGCGCUGGACGCUGCCGCUGCACUCUCCGUGGCUGAGUGCGUGGAGCGAAUGGCCCCCACGCUGCCAAAAAGUGACUUGACCGAAGUGAAAGAGCUGCUAAAAACCAACAAGAAGUUGGCCAAAAUGAUUGGUCACAUCUUUGAGAUGAGUGAUGACGAUCCACACAAAGAGGAGGAGAUUCGAAAAUACAGUGCAAUUUAUGGCAGGUUUGACUCGAAGAGAAAGGAUGGGAAACACCUCACGCUUCAUGAGCUCACUGUUAAUGAAGCGGCCGCUCAGCUCUGUGUGAAGGAUAAUGCCCUGCUGACGAGAAGAGAUGAACUUUUUGCCCUGGCUAGGCAGAUUUCUCGAGAAGUCACCUAUAAAUAUACUUACAGAACCACCAAGUCAAAAUGUGGAGAAAGAGAUGAAUUAUCCCCAAAGAGAAUUAAAGUGGAGGAUGGGUUUCCAGAUUUCCAGGACUCCAUGCAGACACUCUUCCAGCAGGCUAAAGCCAAGAGUGAAGAACUCGCUGCUCUUAGUUCACAGCAGCCUGAAAAGGUGAUGGGAAAGCAGAUGGAGUUCCUUUGCACCCAAGCUGGCUAUGAGAGACUGCAGCAUGCUGAAAGGAGACUAUCUGCAGGGCUUUACAGGCAAAGCUCAGAAGAGCACAGCCCUAAUGGCUUGACUUCUGAUAACCCUGAGGGACAAGGAGAAAGACCUUUGAAUCUCCGAAUGCCUAAUUUACAGAACAGACAGCCCCAUCAUUUUGUGGUGGAUGGGGAGCUGAGUAGACUUUACCCCAGUGAGGCAAAGUCCCACUCGUCAGAGAGCCUUGGGAUUUUAAAAGACUACCCUCACUCAGCUUUUACGUUAGAAAAGAAAGUCAUCAAAACAGAGCCUGAAGAUUCAAGAUAGCUGUGAUUCUCCCACUGUUCUCUGGAAAUGGCAUCAGAUUUAAGGAUAAUGCUCCAUCAUAGAAAUAAGCCUUAAUAACCAAUGUUGCCUCAUUCAGCUCAAACAGAUUUCAUAGCCAAAGCAUCAGGACAGAUACAGUGGUCUGUGGAAACCAAGAAGACAGAACAGCCACAAAAGAGAAAAUUGAGAGAAUGUUGCAAUCUGUAACAGAAAUAUUGAUCUAUUCACAUUCCUGUGUAAAUCGUUUUAUGUGGAAAGGCUUACAAAUUAAUAUUGUAAGCAUUCGUUAUUUAAGAAUGUACAAUGUAUUUGUGUAAUUUAUAGAAGUAAAAUCUAGAUGUUGAGACCUGUUCGGUCGAAUAGAUGUGGAUAUAGUUUAUUUUACUUGAAAUUUCGUUGUCUACUUUAAGUGUAUUUAGCAUAAAUAUUAUUAUGUGUCAGAGUUUAGAAUCUUUUCAGUCAUAAAAAAGAAAGUUUAAGUGAUGUAGUUAUUGGCAAGGUUGCAGUGACUUUGGAAAAACGGAAAGCAAAUACUCAAACGAAGGACAAUAUUGUGGAUUUAAUAUUUGAUAACACUGAUUUUGUUUAAUAAGAAAUAUGUCAUUUUUAGUAGUAAAAUGUCAUUUUUACUGGCUUAAUCAGGCACAUUUACACAAUUAAUAAAUAUUGGAGUAAAGUUAAAAAGAUGAGCAACAGAGAAAAUCUCUUUUACCUAGUUGACCCAGAUUGCAUUAUAUGAUAGCUACUUAAGAUGUAACAAAAAUAGGAAGUAAAACAAAAAAUAUUACUUAGAGAACUUGAAACAAGUAGACUGAUGUGUAAAAGCUUGACUUAAAUGUUGCUGUUUCAGAAUGUGUUCAAUAGAUUAAGAUUUAGGAGGUUAACGCUAAAUGUGAUCAGGACGGUGACUGUUAGCAAGGCUAUAAUAUGUAAUGGAGUUGGUACCGUUUUAUAUCCAGAAUUCUUCUCUACGUACCAGAGUCAGAGGAACUAGGUGGCUCUCCCUGGGGAAUGUCUUCCCACCCAGACCAUCACAAGUGUGGGCAAUCACUGCAUCCACAUGUGCAGGCGUAUUUCUGUCACGGUUUAGUUGACACCUAUAUUCUUUAUUUAUUUUACAGUUUCAUUUUUGUACACCUUUCAGAUUUGUGAAUGCAAUUUUUUCUAAAAAUUCCCAUUUUAACUUGAAAGUAUGUAUUGAUUCCCCCUAUUUAAUUAAUGGGCUGUGUGCAUAUAUAUGGGGGUGUGCUUAAAUGUUAAUAACGUACUUGUAUACUUAUGUGAAUUUCACAUUGUAAUCCGUAGUAAAAAAAAAAAAAAAAACCAAAUACCACUUGUACCAAUUUAAUUUUUUCUGUUGGUUUAAGAGGAAAAGAUAUUUGACAGUUUUACCUACUUCCUUCCAGAUUCAUCUAAACCCAGAUAUUGCCAAGAAGAGCGUAUUGACUUGGAAUAUGUGUUUUUUUGUUUUCAGUUCUGCUUUAGGUCAUAACUGUGUAAAAAAUAUUGUCAUAAUCUGUUAUACUAAAAUUCAUCAGCCAAAUGUUAGAUGAAAUGUCUGCACUGUAGUCUCUGAUCACUGUCACAUAUAUAAUUGCUUUUCAUUUCGAUUUGUAGAAAAGCUUUACAGUAGAAACACCAGUAAACAACUUUUAUACUAUUAAAAGGCUUUUUCCCUUCCUAAAUGUUUUAAUUGUACCAUAGUGUUUUGCCCACUGAAGAAGCUUUCUAUGGACCUUGCAACUUUGUUGCUAGCUUGAGGUUGAUUAUUGUGGUUGUAUCGUUCCCUGUGUGUAGAAAUAGUAUGAGUACGAUUUAAAUAGAUUGUUGAGUUUUUAAUAUUAGCCAUAGAACUGGUUAGUAUCUCAGUAGUUUCAUGAAACGUUUCCUGUAUUCUAAUCUAUUUUGAGAAAUUUUGUGGGUUUUUUUAAUUGUCUUCGAGUUCGAGUUUAUGGAUUUUAAUAAGCAACAAUUUUUAAAGAUGCAGUAAUCUUCCAACUAAUAUUUAUCCAUCUUUCAUAGCCCCACAAACUGCAUCUUUAAAUCCAUGAAUAAGUUUCCUUAAAUAUCAUACUUUUCUGGUCUUUCGAGCGUAGUGAUAAAGCGGAAGCACAAGAAAAUUUUCAGUAGAAUAUAGUUUUUAUUUUGUAAACACUAAUGUAUUAAACUUGCUAUACAUUGAAACAAAUAAUAUAUAUUUUUAUUUGAAUUGUAUAUAUGAAUUGGAUGUUAUAACUAGUUGAUUUUUUUCGUUGUAUUAGAGGUAUUUUCACUGAAUAAGGUCAAUUGGUUACCUCAGUAUUACAGCCAAUAUAGUCCAAGGGACCAUUUCUCCCCAAGUCUGUGUUGUACUUUAUUAUGUGAAGUCUGUGUUUCUGUGACUCUUAGAGCUGUUGGUGAGGUGGGACGAGUACACUUGCUUCCUGUGGCAAUAAAGAUUUUCUGUGCCUCACA